GACGGUUAAGCUGUAGGUCCUUCACACCACAAGAUGGCACUAUUACCUUUGGCUGUUAGCUGCUACGGUCCUCUCGUUUCACGUUGACUAAACAGCAGCAACGUUUGAUUUUAGCAUCUUUCGAUGGUUAAUUUUAAUUAUCUAAUUUAACGAAUUGUGCCUGGUUUUUUUUAUGUGUCCCGUUGAAAGAGUUUUCGUUUGAACUCAUUAAACUAGCUAGUGUUAAGCUAAUGUUACCGGACGUUAGCUAGCAACGGCCAGUUUUAAGCCUGCGUAAUGUUACUUAUUACUGUGUAGUCGGUCAGGACAGUUAAGAGACUGGACAUACCAAGAGAAUUGGAUUUAAUGAAAACCAUGAUUAAAUGUUUGCCUAAAGAGGUUCAGGGGAAACUUCGCUCUGGUGUCGCUAUCCCCUCACUUCAGCAGUGCGUAGAGGAGCUUAUCCUAAACAGCAUCGAUGCCGAAGCGACCUGUGUGGGAGUCAGGGUGGACAUGGAGGCGUUUAAAGUUCAGGUAAUCGACAACGGUGCUGGGAUGAACGCUGAGGAUAUAGAGUGCGUGGGAAACAGAUACCACACAAGCAAAUGCAGCUCUGUUGAAGACCUGGACAACCUCAGUUGGUAUGGUUUCCGAGGAGAAGCCCUGGCAAGUAUAGUUUCUCUAGCCACACUUGUUGAAAUCUCAUCCCGGACCAGAUCAUCAGUGAAAACUCACGUCAAAAUCUUCAAGGAUGGCAAGGGCAUGAAUGUAUUUGAAGCAGAGAUUGCACGACCCUCUGCAGGGACAACUGUUGUCAUUUGUAACUUCUUCCACAACAUGCCAGUCCGGAAGAAGAGGAUCAAUGCUGUCCUGGAGGGUGAGAGAAUCAGACACAGAAUGGAGGCUAUUUCUCUGAUGCAUCCCUCCGUGUCUUUCACCCUGAAGAAUGACUGCACAGGAGUUAUGACGGUGCAGCUUCCUAAAGCUAAAAACACCUACCACAGGUUUGUUCAGAUACACAGCCUCGGGCGAGCACAGAAACUUGGAGAAAUCAGCUACACUCACGGACAGUUUGAAGUGAUCGGUUACGUUGGCAUGGAAGGCCACUACAACAACGGCUUACAGUACCUGUAUGUAAAUGACAGACUGCUCCUGAAAACACGGAUACACAAGCUGCUGAACUUUCUCCUACGCAGAAUCAGCAGUUCAAAUCAGAAAAAUGACAGUCCAGAGUGGCAGUCUGCCACCAGGAGUCCAAAGCACAAACGAAGCCAAGAGCUGCAUGGAGUAUACAUCAUCAAUAUUAAAUGCUCUUACUCAGAGUAUGACAUAUGUCUUGAGCCUGCCAAAACUCUAAUAGAGUUCAAAGAUUGGGAUGGCAUAUUGCUCUGUAUAGAAGAGGCAGUGAAAGCUUUCCUGAGCAGAGAGAACUUGGUGGCUGUACUUUCUCAAGAUGAUUUGGACUAUGUAUCUCCCAAAUUGUUUGGCACUCACAAUACAGACCAAGAGGGGCACAACAGUGGCAAUGGUGCCCAAGCGACUAUCAGUGCUUCAACAUUAUAUUGCAGUAUAGGAAUGAAACUGGCAUCUGCUUCUGUUCAUCGUAAGCACAAAGAGGACUGUCUAAGUGAGGACAGUGUUUGCCAGGAGUCUGGUCUGAAGGAGUGGAAAGAAGAGACUGAGCAACUGGGGCAGAAAAAGAUAACUGCAAAUGAGUUGGAAACUCAACACAAAGAAUGUAGAGAUGAGCCACUGUGUGAUCUGGCUAGACUGGAACCUGCAUCUAAUAAUAACAUUUCUGAAGAGCUUACACAGGAGCUAACAUUCAGUGAAGCUGGGGAAGGCUCUCAAAUUUUAUGUAUUUCAAGUUCAGUCAGACAACUAGAAACUGAAAAACUUGAACUUUCAAAAGAAAGGGAGAUAAGAUUAAACAAUACUACCCCAACCAGUGAUGCGACUUCACUAGACAGCAUCACUCAACAAAUUCUGCCAGAUUUAAACAGUAUUGAGCAAAUAUUACCUUAUGGCAGGGGUACAGGAGGACAUGGAAAGACUUUAGUAAGUAACAGAAAGAUCAGUCUGUCAGAUCCAUACAUUCAUGAAAGUCUGCAGACCCAGGACCUGUCCAAAAUCAGCAAGUCAGUAGUUCAGCAGCAAAUUUUAGCACAGAAAUGUGAAGAGAGAUCCUUUGCAUCAAAAUGCAAAAUCUCACUGGAUGCAGGCCAAGACAGAUCUUGUCAGAAAGUAUACAAAGACUUUGCUCCUGUCAUUCCCUCAAAGAUUCCCAGAAUUGUAACUUGUCAAAAGUUGUCUUUAUGUAAAGAGUGUGGAUCUCUUGAGGAGUUUAGAAGAGUAUAUGGUAAAUCUGAUGAACUGAAAUUACCCUCUCCAGAGACUCAUCAAAAGAAUAAUACUAGACUUCUUCAGACCGAAAGAUUUGUUUUGAAUUCCCAGAAUUUAUUGAUUUGCCAGAAAGAUCAGCAGGAUGGUGAUGCUACAGAAACACAAAAAGAAGAGACACGGAGCAGCCUCCGAAGCCCACCAACCCUCUCAGUUUUCAACAAGUUAAAACCAGUCUCAAGGCAGAAUAGAGGCAAAACAUCUUUGGCAGCUAAACUCUGCCAUUUGAAACAACACAGGACAGACGCUUCAAAAGUAUUACCACACCUGUCCAGAACUGCCUCACAGGACAAUACCUGCCUCAGUAGUGGUAAUGAUGGCAUCCAAGACAGCAAUAACAACAAGGAACACUGUGACACUGCACUGAAUCCAGAGCCUGUCCCCGGUUGCAGUACAAAUCCUCAGCUGGCUGAGAGUGAAGAGGCCACAACAUCAGGUGACUGGCUUCAUUACUACAAUACAUCUGUGGGAAAAACAGUUUAUGUCAACAAAGUGACUGGGCUCAGCCAAUAUGAGGACCCACCUACUGAAGAAACACAAGUGUGCUGUACAUCUGAUGUCACCAAUAUGGCUGUUAGUGUCAUCUCUGAAAUUGGGAUGGAAUACAGAUGUUACCCAUUUCAGGUGGAUCUAGUGUUGCCCUUCCUACCUAAAUCCAGGACAGAGAGAGUGAUUAGUUCAGGGCUUGAUGACAGAGAUGACAACGGUGAGAGCUCCAGCUCACUCACCUCAUUGUACUCAAAGUGGAACAACCCUGUCUUUGUCCGACCUCCGAUGGUUGGUGUGGACAUAUCAAGUGGGCAAGCUGACGGACUGGCGGUCAAGAUCCACAACAUUCUCUUUCCAUACCGCUUUUCUAAGGCCAUGAUUCACUCAAUGAAGGUUAUUCAUCAAGUGGAUAAGAAAUUUCUUGCAUGUCUUAUCAAUACAAGAGAUGAAGAGCCUGUGGCACUCACUGAAAGUAAAGGAAACCUUCUGGUGCUGGUGGAUCAACACGCUGCACACGAGAGAGUUCGACUUGAAAAUCUAGUUGCAGACUCCUAUGAGGAUGAUCCAGAUGUACCAGGAGAGAGACGUCUGUGUUCAUCAACCAUUUUGCCACCUCUUGAUAUCAGUGUAACAGAAGAGGAGCUAAGGCUACUUAGGUCUUGUCAGCCACAUUUGCGGAGUUUGGGUCUGGAAGUGAAGUUCUCACAGGCAGCGGAUCCACAUAUCUUUGUAGGAAAGGUACCACUGUGCUUCAUGGAAAAGGAGAGUAAUGAGCUCAGGCGGGGGAGACCAUCUGUUAUCAAGCCUAUUGUUGAGGAGUAUCUCCGAGAGCAGAUUGAGUUACUAUGCUCAACUGGGAGAGUGAGGGGAUCUCUGCCUCUCACUGUGCUGAAGGUGCUAGCCUCCCUAGCAUGCCAUGGUGCCAUCAAAUUCAAUGACAGCCUGAGUAGAGAUGAAUGCUACAGCUUGGUGGCAUCCUUGUCCUCCUGCCAGCUGCCCUUCCAGUGUGCCCAUGGUCGUCCAUCCAUUGCUCCCUUAGUCGACAUCCUCCAUUUGGACAAAGACCAGAAGGAAUUACAGAAACCCAACCUCCAAAAGCUGAGAAGAAUGUAUAAAGCGUGGGAACUAUAUGGAAAUAGAUAAGCGGUCAAAGUCCUCUGCAAUGGACUGUGAGAGGUGCUCAAGAUAUCUUCGCGGCGCAUCGAGGGGGUUUCUCCCACCUGCCGGACUGAGUCUCCGGUCGGGACACUCUGCCAGAAGACGCCAGAAGAGGCGAGCUCU
This is a messenger RNA of Siniperca chuatsi (mandarin fish), 4149 nucleotides long. It is a transcript of the gene mlh3, whose product is annotated as mutL homolog 3 (E. coli). Gene Ontology annotation, molecular function: ATP hydrolysis activity; ATP-dependent DNA damage sensor activity; mismatched DNA binding. The record is from RefSeq and is a predicted model, not a curated record. Gene Ontology annotation, biological process: mismatch repair. The coding region runs from base 346 to 4011 and encodes 1221 amino acids. NCBI's taxonomy places the organism in Eukaryota, Metazoa, Chordata, Actinopteri, Centrarchiformes, Sinipercidae. The transcript has 14 exons. Gene Ontology annotation, cellular component: mismatch repair complex.